Molecule: messenger RNA, 5359 nt
Organism: Drosophila persimilis
Lineage: Eukaryota; Metazoa; Arthropoda; Insecta; Diptera; Drosophilidae
Gene: dtn
Product: transmembrane protein 132B
Exons: 13
Coding region: 62-4183 (1373 amino acids)
Source: RefSeq, a predicted model, not a curated record
UUGGAAAUUGGAAACUGAAAACUGAAAUAGGAGGCCGCCUCCUGCACAUCCCAUCAUCAUCAUGAAGUUCUGCCUGGUGAUAACGAUGCUGGUGUCCAUUGCAUACUCUGUGGAGGUGCACUUUGAGGCACCAGAUAGCGGAUUCUUCCUGAAGCACGCACGCCAACCACCUGUGACGCCGGAAAUAGCAAACAUACAGCAGACAUCGUCAUCGCCGCCACUGAAGGCGCGCUCCUCGUACGAUUCGGUGCUCUCGCUGGAUCGCUUCACGGUGGUGGAGACCACACAGCCUGUGUCCAUACGCGCCAGCUAUGGCCCAUUCUCCACCAAGCAGACAGUCCCGGCCCGCUACAUUGUACCGGACACAAUGGACAACAACAACCAGAACAACAACAACAACCAGGGAGGAGGAGACUACAUGAGCAACUCCACCGCCACGCUGCUGGAGCUGCAGCAACCGAACAUGCAUCUGGAUAUCUCGGCGCAUUUGGUCAGGGCGAGCGUAUCGCAGGACUCGCCCGUGCUGCGCGUUCUCUUCCAUGCUGGCGCCGAUCCUGGUGGUCAUCUGCAGCGCCAGAAGGUCUGCGUCCUGCUGCACGUGGCCAUGGGCACGGAACAGCCGCUGAAGGGCCGCUGCAUGCCCGAGGGCGAGGAUGGGGUGUGUGUGGCCGAGGUGGUGGUGCCCCUUAGCUGGUGGCCAGCGAUUCCGGCACCCCAGCGCAAGGACAACGCCCCAGCACUGCCGCCCAAGGUACCGCAACGCUAUGCGCAGGUCUCGUACAGCGUCUUUGAGCCACCGCUGCGCAAUCCGGAGCAGUGCGAGCCGAAAGUACAGAUCCAGCCCCUUACCACAUUCGCCCAGGUGCCGCUGAUGCCCGCCAAGACGCCGUUCAAGGAGCUGCGGGCCGACGACUCGGUCACCUUCCUGCUGCCCCAGCAUCCGCUCUAUCCCAUGUCCAAGCUCCAUGUCCCCGUCUUUCUGCACCAGUAUGUGGAUCAGCGGGUGGCCGCCUUCACGGUGCGGGCGCGUGUCAAGGCUGGGCUAAGGAUCAUGGGAGCCACCGCCUCCACCGACCAGUGGAGCGUAUCGAUUGAGAAGGAGAACCCCAAACAUACCACCGCACGGGUCACGGCCUUCCGGAAGGAGCAGGAAUCCAGCAUGGAGUCCGCCAUGGCUGGGAAUCUCACCAACGAAUCGUUCGAGGUCUUCUCCUGGCUGCUGGAGGUGGCCGAGGACACCAACGACAUUGUGGAUGGCGGCAAGAUCGUGUGGUCUGUGACCCAUGUCUAUGACACGCCCAAGGACAAGGACUCCAGCGAACUGAUUGCCACAGACGACACAAAGAAGCGACUGAUUGCCAAGCUGGAGAUCAACAAGGAUGACAUCCAGGCAGUGCUGCCAAUGGCCAAGAUCUGGGAGGUGAUGAACACGGCCGUUUUAACCGGACGGCAAGUGGCCCAGGCCAUGAAGGUGUUCAUUGUCUCCCAGGCAGGCAAGGUGGCCGAUGUGACGCUCCAGAGUUCCUGCCAUGCGGAGGAUGAGAGUGUGAUUAAGGUUUCCUCCUCCUGCAGCUCUGUCUAUGUGGAUGGCUCUGAGCAGCGUGGCUCCUCGAACGCCUCGGUUAUUGUCAAAUACGGCACAUAUGUGGGCAUUGCAAAGUUCAUUGUUUGGAUGCCAGAAUUCCCGCUGGAGGUCUACAUAUCAGACUAUCGUUUGUCCCAGAUCAAGGGCUGGAAAGUGACGGAUGAUAAUCAUUAUCUACACAAUAAACAAUCGCGUCGCAGGAAGAAGCGCUCGUAUGUGUGGGGCCAAAGCCAGGGGCAGCAUGGCAGCAACUAUUACAAUAAUCUUGGGGCAGACAAGACCAUCUGUCGGGCACGCUACCAGCAGAGUCCCGUAGAGGUCUAUGCCAAGUUCCUGGCCGUCGAUCAGAACUCUGGACGCACCAGUUACUUCAUCUCACGGCGAACGGGUCUGCGGGUCACGGAUCUCGUGCAGCCACUGCUACGCGUAGCCGAUCCCAAGAUUGCCUCGCUCAAGGGUCGCAUACUGCAGGGCAAGUCCAUGGGUCGCACCGAUGUGCAGGUUCUAUCGCCCAUCACGGGCCGCGUCAUCGGCACCAAGGAGAUCCGGGUUGGCAGCGACAAGGUGAAUCUCUCGAAGCUGAUUGUCCGCGUGAUUUCGGGUCUGCAGCUAACGAUCACGCCGGACAAUACCAUCGAGAAUGGCUACCUGGCGGAGACCUCGGUCACCCACAAGCUGACAGCCCAGUAUCAGGAGGGGCUGCUCGACAUCGAUCUGGAGUUCAAUGACGGCUCCAAGACCCCCUUGAGGGACAUUGCUGUGGAGGACUACUUCCUGCUGGUGGAGAGUCUCGAUACUGAGGUGGUGGCCUUUGCCCCCAUGCUGGCCUCCCACCAUCCCCGUGUGAUUGCUGUGGGCGAGGGCAAUGGCAAUCUGCUGCGUGUCACACUCCUGCUUUCCGAGGAGUGCCGCACGCGCAGGAGCACUCUGGGCACCGGCAAGCAGAACAAAUCGAAUGUGGCACCGCUGGCCAGUGCCUUGGCCUCCAUUGAGGUGGACUUCAACAAUGUGGAUAUUGUCAGCAAGCAGGAGGCCAUACAAAACGAUGGCACUGUGGGCCGUGGCGAGCGCAAGAAUUUCCGUCAAACGGCAGGCGACCUAGCGGACAUUAUUGUUGGAAUACCUUUGCGGGACUCUAGCCAGCAGUAUGAGCCCACUGUCCAGGCCCGACAGCAUCGCGGCAGCAGCAGCAUUCAGGCCUCGCAUAAGAAUCACUUCAACGGCAAGGGCGGCACUGGCACCAUGUCCUCCAUGGAGCUGGGCAUGUAUGUCCUUCUGACGGCCUUCUGCUUCGCCAUCAUUGUGUUUGUGAUCUCGUGCGUGGUGUAUGCCUCGAAAUUCCGACCGGCAUUGAUUGAAUCCGGUCUGGAUCCAUUGUCGAUGGGCAAGGGCAGUGGCGGAGGCGGUGGCGGGGGCAUAUCUGGCGGUGGUUUCCGCGAUGUACGCCUCAAGGAGUCCACCACAAACGCCCAUGACUGGGUCUGGCUGGGACGCUCCACCAUUGAUCGGCAGUCGGUGGUGGCAGAAACGAAUACACACUUGAAUGCACGCGAUUCCCGCAUGCGCAUCACUAGCAAUCCGAUCAUCAACUACGACAAUGGCCGUCGCGUCAGCUCCUUUGAUCAGCAGCCCAAGCUGCAAACGCAUAUUGUGCCGGCCUCCAAUUUGAAUAAACAGCAUGCAGAUCACUAUUUGGCCAAUGAGCGUAAGGAGCUUCCUGGAGGAGCCCUGGACUAUAAACCGCCAGUGCCGCCGCAUAGGAAUGUGGGGGCCAGAGCGUGUCUGCCGAUCGUCCAGCCACCAGCAGCAGCAGCAGCAGCAGUAGCUCCGGCACCAGUUCCAGUGAAGGAGGUGGCCAAUAAACGGCAUAGUCAGCUGUAUAAACGAGAGCAUUUGCAGAGCAGCAGCAUCAUUAACAAUAAUAAUAAUAACAACAACAGCAGUGGCAGCAUCACUGGCCUUAGCAAUGCCAGCGAUAAUAACAACACCAAUAAACAGCAACAGCAACAGAAACUGCAGCCACUGGAACGUCCGCAACAUCAGCGCAGUCAUAGCCAUAGCCAUAGCCACAAUUUUAGCCAGGAGCCAGCAGGUGCCAUCAUCAAGGCGGCACACAAUAAAAUCAAGCAACAGCAGCAGCAGCAGCACCACGAGGAACUGCACAACGCUGAGAAGCUAGUGGAGUACACAAAUCCACAUCAGAAGAAUGCAUUUCAAUUCGAUUCGCUGACACCAAAGAGAGUAACCAAAGCAGCAGCAGUAGCAGCAGCAGCGGCAGCAGCUGUGCAGAAAGCCAAGGAUAACCACAGCAUGGUUAGCAGCACUGGGGAUGCGGCCAAUUCGAAUGGCAGCGAUGAGAUAAUGCGGCUACCAUCGUCUGCCAGUGUCAGUGGCAGUGCCAUCAGUCAUGUGCCGGUGCCGGUGCCAACAACAAAAUCAUCGCGCGUUAAGCGUGCCACAGUCGUGGGAAAUCCGAUGUUCUCGGCCACCGUCGAUGAUACAGAGACACCCGGUGAGCGUCUGGGUCUGGAUGAUCUCGAUAUGGACUACGAACAGAUCAUGCAUUACUUUGAUAAUUUAAAGGAAUCAAAUGCCUGAGUGCAAGAGAUCAUUGCUAAAAUUCGCGAAAUAUUGUCAACGUUCCAUCAGCAAUAUCAGAAUGUGGCCACGCCCAUGACAACGCCUACACGCAAACAGAUGCAAAUGCUCGAUGAGCUGGUAGCAUCAACAGCAACCACUACACCAACAACCAGCAAAACAAUAUCGCCAUUGCCACAGGAGCAGAAUGAGGAGAUCGGUGCUGAUGGUGCUGCUGCUGCUGCUGCAGCGGCGGCGGCCGCAGCAACCACUGCAUUCGAUGCCUAUGACGGAGCGCUGAAUAUCGAGAGCAGGCAGUUCUAGGGACAAACAACACACAGAAACACACAAACGGCAUCUGAACGCAAUUCUAGCAAUACCUUUUUCUUAAUGGAGGAACCCCCCAGCCCAGGGCUAUGUGGCAUAUCCAAUGCUGAAAUGGAAAUCAAUUCGGAAACGAAACUGAAGGAGGAAUGAGGAAGGAGGGUAGCCAGCAGCAGCAUGGGAAGCAAUGGGAGGAGGAGUACGAGGAGCAGUGCAAGCAACAACAAAACAUAUUUAUUGCUAGGCUAAGUUCAUAUUUAAAGCAUAUAUAUAUAUAUAUAUACAUAUAUACUAUAUGUUUGUAUGUUAUGUGGAGAUACAAAUCCAAAAUGUAUCUCGAGGAGCGCGUGCUUGACACAAUCGGCGGAAAACACAUAGACACACAAACACACACACACACACACACAGACGGACACAUUUGGUAUAUGCACAUAACUCAUGGAUGCAGCAUACCCUGCCCCUCCCCCCUCCGUAUAUAAGUAUAUAUACGAUGUAGUUAAGGAUCAGCCAUCAAAAGCAUAGCUUAAUCCAAAACAAAACAAAAAAACAACAAAAAAACAAAACGCCAUUUUUUCUCUCCGCUUCAGCAUCUAGAUAAUUGCCAUAUCCCAUCGCUGCUUUAGUUCUCACACAUAAGUAACUCGAUCUCUCGGUACCCCGAUUGCAUAUCCUACAAAUUGUAAUACUUCUCGUCGAAUCAUCAAAAGAAAGUCUCUCUCUUUUGUGUGUGUGCCAUAAGAUAGAAAGGGAGAGAGUGAGAGAGAUAUAAUAAGAGAGAGAGAGAGAGAAGUUUCCACAAAAUGUGCCGGGCACCGCUCCCAAAAGUCGCUAGAACUUAAAAACUGAAUAAUAUACAUAUAUGUACACGAUAAA